AUGAGAUGGACAGCUACAUGUAUCAAAGUGUUGGCCAUGAGGCAUUGAAUUUGUAUGCUGAAGCUAUGGGCCUACCUUUGUACCAACAAGAAAUUGAAGGAGCCCCUUUAAAACAAACGCUUGACUACCAACAAACUUCUGGAGAUGAAGUUGAAGAUCUCUUUAAUUUGCUAUCUAAAGUAAAAAAUUCUGUAGAUAUAGAAGCUGUUUCUGUUGGUGCAAUAUUUUCUGACUACCAGAGACUACGAGUUGAAAAUGUAUGCAAGCGUUUGAAUCUUGAAGUUUUCAGUUAUUUGUGGCAUAAAAAUCAAGAGAAGUUAUUGCAAGAAAUAAUAACUAGUGGCGUUCAUGCUAUUAUCAUCAAGGUUGCUGCUCUUGGUUUGGAGCCUGAAGUGCACUUGGGUAUGAGUCUUGAAGAAAUCUAUCCACACAUGAUUGCUAUGAAUAAACAGUACGGCUUGAACAUUUGUGGGGAAGGUGGAGAAUUUGAGUCUUUCACUCUAGAUUGUCCUUUAUUUAAAAAAAGAUUGGAAAUAAAAGAAAAAGAAACCAUUAUCCAUGCUGAUAAUGCCUUUGCUCCUGUUGGUUACUUGAAAUUUAAAAAAGUUGAACUUUGUGAAAAAAAAUAAGUGAAAGAAAGUUUAUUUGUUAUCUAAACAAGAUUGGAAAAAGGGACCUAUUAUGUUUUUAUGUCUGUCAUCUUAUGUUUUUAUGCAUUUAUAAUCUGGAAUUGUCACAUUAAAAUGUUAUUUUUUAAAA
Messenger RNA from Parasteatoda tepidariorum (common house spider), 759 nucleotides. RefSeq names its product diphthine--ammonia ligase. Gene Ontology annotation, biological process: protein histidyl modification to diphthamide. The record is from RefSeq and is a predicted model, not a curated record. Lineage: Eukaryota; Metazoa; Arthropoda; Arachnida; Araneae; Theridiidae. Gene Ontology annotation, molecular function: diphthine-ammonia ligase activity.